AUGUCUGAAGAACAAGCCAACACCUUCAAAUUUAAAGAAGGAGCAAAUGGAAGGACAAUAAUAAUUGAACUCAACAGUCCUGAAGGAUUGGUUCAAGAAGAUGUUGACGUGGCACUCGAGAAGAAAAGGAUCACAGUUGUGGUUCGAAAACCGGAAGAGCCGGAACAAACAUUGCUUGAGGGAGAGCUUUUGCAUGAGGUCGAUCCAGCGUCAUUGGAUUGGAAGCUUGCGUCAGAUGUGAUUACCAUUGAAGUGAAGAAAGCAAAUCCCGAGACAAAAUGGGCAUCGUUAUUUGUGAUUGUUAUUGAAAUUCCUCACUUGUUCAAAUUAACUGAUGAUAAUAAGGUCAAUGAAAUUAUUAAAAUUCUUAAAGAGACCAAAAAACGCGAAGAUGGAGAGGAAGGGGAGACAGGAGACGGAGAUGAUACAAAGCCACUAACGAGCCAAGAACUUCUUUCAAUGAAACAUCCCAUUCACCGUUAUUCCUUGAUGGGAUGGGCAACAAUGAAUAGAAAAUAUCCAAUUGUCGAAUAUUUAUUGAGAGCUUACGGUCCUAAACGUGUUGCAAAUCUUCCAAACGAACAAGAUUUGGAAAUUCUAAAGGAAUGGCAAAAAGAAAAACGAAGACUGACUGCUCUUUCCAAAAAGAAGAACAAUCCCAAUGAAAAUUUGGAUGAAGAGGAUGAAAACGCAGAGGAAAAGGACUUUGCAUCAAGUCUUCUUGAAAAAUUCGAAAAAUACAACAUUGAAAUAAUCAAACAAAUUGGAGAGUUUGGAAUUUAUGAAGGUGACACGAGUGACUUUGAAAUCCCAGUGGAACUACCUCCAAUAACGGAAGAGGCGUCACAAAAUGAUGUUCCUGAACCAAAAGAGAAUGCACAGUCACAAGAAAAGGACAUGGAAAACGAGGAAAAACAAAACGAAGAAGGUCAAGAAGAAAAUUCUGAAGAGGCACAAGAAGAAGGAGAAGAAAACGACACAGAAAAUAAUGAAGGUCAGGAAGAUAAGGAAGAAGCGGAAACACAACAGGAGCCUGAAAAGCCGCAAAAACCAAAGGUCAUAGAACCACCAAAACCACAAUUUGUAAAAUAUCGUAAUGGAUUUGGCUCUGCCUAUUAUACGAAUGACGAUGUAUAUAUUGGAGUUUUUAAGGACACCAUCAGGGAAGGAAUGGGAGCUUACAUUUAUAGGGGAGAUUACAUUGAAAACCUACGAAAAGAAAAAGAAAAGCAACAGGAAGACCUGGAAGCAGAUGAAGCCGAGGAGGAAGAUGAGUCUCUCAAUCCUGAAAAUAUUCCUUUGUGUUACUUUGUUGGUGAUUGGAAGGAUGGCAAAAAAAACGGUAAAGGAAGAAUGCUUUAUCACAAUGGAGAUAGGUUCUAUGGAGAAUUUGUGAACGAUAUGAAGCAUUGUGAAAGAGGUAUAUACCUAUACAGCAACGGUGACAUGUUUGUAGGCCAGUUCCAAAACGACGUAAAAGAAGGGAACGGUGUUUAUACUUUUGCAGCUGACGGCUCAAGUCUUGACGGAACAUGGAAGUCAGGAAAGUUUGUUGAGGGUACAUGGAAUUGGAAAGAUGGAAAGAUUGCGUUCAAGUCGAGCGAUUUCACUUCAAAGACCGUUCAAGGAAACUUUGUGUUUCAAAAUUUCAAAGCGUCUGGGUCAUUCGUCGAUCAAAAGUGGCACCUCUCGCAAAUUACACUAUAA
This is a messenger RNA of Naegleria lovaniensis, 1707 nucleotides long. RefSeq lists its product as uncharacterized. The coding region runs from base 1 to 1707 and encodes 568 amino acids. NCBI's taxonomy places the organism in Eukaryota, Heterolobosea, Eutetramitea, Acrasida, Naegleriidae. The record is from RefSeq and is a predicted model, not a curated record. The transcript is spliced from 2 exons.